GUCAUGACGUUUUCAGUGUGGUCCAUGGUUUGCGCUGCGCAUGCGCGUUGGGCAGUCAUCGGAUUCGGAACGCAUGGAAGCAGAAAUGUCCGUGCAAAACGUUGACCUGAUGGCAUUUGGACCAAACAUGCACAUUCCGCUGAGAAGACCGUCCACUGGCCCGGGGGGCGCACCGGCCUUCCCGCUGUCACCGCCAGUCCUCUCCUUCGCCAGAGGGGAUGCACCGUCUAUGAUUAUGGAAGUGGAUGAUUCGCUGAAAGGAUCCUCUCCUCCACCAAUAGUCCUGAACUUCUGCAACUACUGCAGUAAGCAAGGAACCUUCCGGUGUAAUGGCUGCAUAAAGACCUUCUACUGCUCCGCUCUGUGUCACCAAGAGGACUGGAAGGCCCACAGACACAUGUGCCUCUCCAAGACCGCUAAAAAUGAAGGUGAGAAGGCCAAGGAGAUCCCAUGUCAACAGAUAGUGGAUGGACCCAGUCAGACCCAAACCCAGCCAGAGGUAAAGAUCCUCCGUACAGCAUCAGCGGUGGGUGCCAGUAAUGCGGCCAUCUGCCCCAAGGUUUUUUUAGUGGAUCUAAAGAAGAAGAACCUGGCUGUAGGAUCAAAAGUGGAGGUGGCGGUGGUGGAGACGCACAGCCCGGGCCGGUUCUUCGUCCACGUCCAGAACCGUGGCUUGGUGGCCGACCUGCAGACGGUCAGCCUGGAGCUGCAGAACGCCUCCAGGGCCUGGCCGCCCGCCUCUGCCUACCUGCCCGCCUCUGCCUACCUGCCCGACCAGGGGGAGGUCUGCGCCGUCCAGUUCUCCCUGGAUAUGAAAUGGUACCGAGGCCUGGUCCAGUUGGUACCCGUGGACCAGAAGACUGCCAGCAUCCUGUACAUUGACUUUGGCAACGAGGAGGAUGUUCCCGUGGCCAGGAUAAGACCUCUGGAUCCAAGACUCGGGCACAUCCCUCCCUGCGCUACCGAGUGCUCUGUUGCCGGGGUAGUGCCGGUGUCUGGCAUCUGGACAGGCAAAUGCUGUGCGGUCGUGAAGCAACUGUUGACCGAGCAGGUGGUCACCCUCCAUGUGCUGGACGUGGUGCAGAGUGAGAGGGUCCAUGUGGUUGAGAUGAUAGUCACUGCUGUAGGCAAGAGGCUGAGCAGCUUUCUGGUCGACCAGGGAUAUGCCACACACGAAGGGGUCGCUGCAAAGCCAAGUGAAAAAGAAAUUCACGGCUUGGUUAGCGCGUCGUUGGAGAACUUUAGGCGUCAGUCCAGCGGGAAGGACGAGAAUACAGAGGCCUGUCCCCCGGAGCCCCUGAGCCAGCGCGUGGGAGACUGCUUCUCCGCCCUGGUCACCCAGGUCCGCUCCCCCGUCGACAUGAUCUGCCAGAAGGUGGACAAUGCCAGUGAGAUCAUGGAACUUCAGAAGAACCUCAGAGACCACUGCAGUCCGAUCCCAGCUAGCCUCAACUUCAGACCGGCCCCUGGCACUGUCUGCUGCUCCCAGUUUUCAGAUGACAACCAGUGGUACCGGGCCCAGGUUCUGGCAUACUCCUCAGAGGAUCGGGUCUGUGUGGGCUAUAUAGACUUUGGGAACACGGAGGAGGUGGAGCUCGGGCGUCUGCGGCCGCUCAGUGCCCCUCUGCUAGCAUUGCCCAUGCAGGCCAUCCCCUGUUCCCUAGCAGGAGUGCAGCCGGUCCGGGAGGCCUGGGACGACGACUGCACCUUGGUCCUGCAGCAGAUGUUGGGCAACCGCAUCCUGAGUGUGCGUAUCGUGGGGGAGAGCAAGGGCACGGCCCUGGUGGGGAUGGUGGACCAGGCCAGUGACCCCCAGGCCGACGUGGCCGAGCUGCUGAUCUCCAUGGGCUACGCUGCUGCUGCCACCAGCCCCCCCGACACGGGGGACACGGACGCCCCUGGAGCGGAGGGAGCAGCAGCCGAGGAGGAGGCUGGAGAGGCGGCUGAUCCCCUGGUGUGGUCUUCUGUUGAACUUCCCUGUGGCGGCCCCACGGGGGCGCUGAUAGUCAGCUCGGUGCAGAACCCUGGAGAGUUCUACUGCGUUAGGUCGGAGCCAGAAGCGCUCCGGGGGCUGGAGGAGCUGGGCCCUGAGCUGAAGCUGCACUGUGAGGGGGAGGCUUCUCCAUGGCAGGCCGCCGUGGGGCAGCCCUGCUGUGCCCUGUUCACUGGCGACAAUUGUUGGUACCGGGCCCUGGUCAAGGAGGUGUCUGAAGACAAGGUCCUGGUGUACUUCGUGGACUACGGCAACUCCGCUGAGGUGGAGAAGAGCAACCUCAGAAACCUCACAGCUCAGCUCCUCACGCUCCCCUUCCAGGCCAUCCGAUGCUGGCUCGUAGGCGUGGAGGAGCUGGGGCCCGCGUGGACCGGCGAGGCCCUGCUUGGGUUCCACACGGCGGUGAGCGGGCAGCUUCUGAGCGGCCGCGCCCUGCAGCUCACGGAGCGUGGCUACGGCCUGGAUCUCAUGAGCGGAGGCCAGAGCGUGGCGGCCACGUUGCUCGGCCAAAAGCUCGCCGGGCUCCAAGGGGAGACCGCCCCCGCGCAGGCAACCGCCCUCGUAGCCCCCCUGGUCACGGCCUGCGUCACGCACAGCGCUCCUCUGGUGGCUGCCGUCCAGGAACCGGCCGCCGUGGUCCCCGGGCUGUCAACGCCCGCUCAGCAGAUUCCCAGGGUCCCUCCGAGGAAGGGGCCUGUGAAGCCCGCGCCAGCAGCAUUGGCGUCGUUCCCGGUGGACUGGAAGGCGGUGGAGCUGCCCAGGGAGAGCUUCCGGCCGCGCGUGGCUGCUGUCACCAGCCCCGCGCUGUUCUAUGUUCUCAGCCCCACCAAGGUGGAGGUGGAGUGUCAGCAGAGAAUGAUGAGGGAGCUGGCGGAGUACUGCAGCACCAGACAGGCCUCCCUCAAGUCCUCAUCCUCCCCAGGCCAGGAGAGACCCCGCCUGGGCGCUGCAUGCUGCGCUCUGUUCUCUGGUGACCAGACCUGGUACCGUGCCGUUGUCCUAGAAACGGCUGAGAACGAGGCUAGCGUUCUCUUCAUGGACCAUGGCAACUGUGAGACGGUCCCCUACUCCAGCCUCCGCCCCAUCCCGGAUCAUCUCCUCCUUCUGCCCUUUCAGAUCACCCGCUGCUCCCUUGCCGGUAAGGAGCGCUUCCCGCCGGACUGCCCCUCCGACAUACUCAUGCUGCUAAAAAGUGUGCUGGCGGACUGCGUCACGGCAACCGUCAAAGCCUUCGACGGCUUCACCAACCUGCUGUCAAUCGAGCUGCCCCGCGAGAUGGGCGGGGGCUGCCUCGGUGACCUCAUCCUGUCCCAAUUGGAGCUCCUGACCCACCCAAAGACGAUAAAUAACCAGGCCGCCACCACCACCAAGCAGGUGUCAUCCCUCAUCAUCGUUGAUGGGGGACCUCAACCUUUAACCCCAAACAGCCAUCCCAACACCACUAAGGUCCUGGAAGGACACCCCACCAGCUCCACCACCGUCAAUAAGGUCCUGGAAGGACACCCCACCAGCCGCACCGCCAUCUCUAAGGUCCUGAAAGGACACAUCACCAACUCUACCACCAUCAAUAAGGUCCUGGAAGCACUACUUACCAGCCCUAACAACACCCCUCAGGUCCUCGAAGGAAACCCCACCAGCCCUAGCACCAUCAAUAAGGUCCUGGUAGGACACCCCACCAGCCCUAGCACCCAUCAGGUCUUCGGAGAAGGUCCAAGGAAUGCGAUGUUGCUUAAAGGACUGGAGGGUUCUGGCUGUUGCUGCAAUGACCUGAAGACGAAGAUGGAUCGUCUGGAGCAGUUGAUGGAGAAUCAGAUCGUUGUCCUCAGUAAACUGAUUGAGCUAGCCAGCUGCUAAGUGACCCCUCAAGUGUUCAACCUCCAAAAUAUUGUUGGAUUUUCGUUUGAAUAAACAUAUAUUCAGUUUUGUAGACACCAUUACAGAAAGUAAUCCUGUCAAAGUUUGAAGCGGAUGCUGAAUUUGAGCCAUGCACCAAUGUUAUGCGGUUGGUAUAUUUAAUUUGGUGUGUGUGAACAAAAGUAUCAUUUAAAAUGUCCACAAUUGUGUGGAAUGUUCGUAUUGUUUGAGUUCUACAUGUUAAGGUUGUAAAUUAAAUUGUCAUUUGAUUAAAAAAAAAAAAA
Gadus macrocephalus (Pacific cod) is the source of this 4131-nucleotide messenger RNA. RefSeq names its product tudor domain containing 1 (gene tdrd1). The transcript has 25 exons. NCBI's taxonomy places the organism in Eukaryota, Metazoa, Chordata, Actinopteri, Gadiformes, Gadidae. The record is from RefSeq and is a predicted model, not a curated record. The coding region runs from base 41 to 3847 and encodes 1268 amino acids.